UAUCAGAUUCUUAGGAUUCCUGUCAUGGGUUCUUUCUUAGGGCAUGUGUAUCCUGGAUUAGGGUUUAUGUUCAUAGGACUGUGGCAUCUGUUCAACACAAUCAGAAACUAUGUGACAUGCCCAUGGGACUUUAGAACAAGAACAUGGUUUCCAACCAGAUUUAAAGGCAGAUUCCUCAAGUAUCUGGAGCUGCUAGGCAUCAUAGCAGGCUCAUGCCUAUCCAUUUCCUUAGAGCUGUUCAUAAUGCCAGCAAAACACCAGCCUCUAGCAGAGGACUGGUCCAUCCCUGUAGUACACCUUAAGAACUUUGAGCACUCCACCAUAUCAUUUUUUUUCAUCCUCUAUGCCACUGUGGCUAUCUACAUGGAAACCCACAAGUUACACAUGGCAGAGGGAAUGCUCCAUGUCAUAGCAGCCCUCGUCUUUAGUCAGGAGUUGUUCAUAUUCCACCAGCACUCCACUGAUCACAUGGGACUAGAGGGCCACUAUCACUGGCUUCUACAGCUUAUUAUCAUGGUGGGUCUCUUGUCUAUUGUUUUGGAGCUUCAGCUCCCCUAUAGUUUUGUGGCUUCCAUGGUGAGGUCUGUGUCAAUUCUAUUUCAGGGAUUGUGGCUCUUACACAUGGCUUUUAUGCUCUGGAUUCCUGCCUGUAUUCCAGAGGGCUGUGAAAUGCAGCAUGAUUGGGAUUUGGGUCAUGGUGCUGUCUUCUGUUUGGAUGAAAAGGCCACCCUCAGGGCUAAAGCUCUGGCUAAUUUGCAGUUCAGUUGGUAUUUGGCCUUCCUGCUUAUGUUCACAAUGGGCAUGUAUAUCAGCAUGUUGAGAUUCUAUGGUGAAAAUGGUAUUUAUAAGCCUGUUAAUGGAGUUGAUAAUAAGGUGUUUGAGAUGGGUGAGGAGCAGGGGGGACAUUCACAGAGCUCUAUGGAUUUGGUGAUUGACCAUGAUGAAGAGAAUUUGGGUAUAGAAAGAUGAUGUUUGCUGGUUUACAAUCAUUCAUCAGUUGUUUGUAGUUUUAUUUGGUGUGUACAUAGUUUGUACGAUCAUUUGGAUGGUGUUUCAGGAUUCUUUGUUUGUUUGGAACUUUGGAAAAUGUUUUUGUGUAUACUUUUGCAAUGGAGGGCUUCUUUGUAUUUGUGCAGUAAAUUUUUCAUUAGCUCAGCAAUAUGAGAAUUUGAAAACAACAAUAAGUGAGUCUCAAAUCAAUUUAUUUUGAUUUAAUUGGUGGCUAUGUUUUGUUGUUUGGUGGUCCAAACAACUAGUUCACUUGGUUUGUAAUGGAGUUGUAAAAUACUUAA
Molecule: messenger RNA, 1292 nt
Organism: Cryptomeria japonica (Japanese cedar)
Lineage: Eukaryota; Viridiplantae; Streptophyta; Pinopsida; Cupressales; Cupressaceae
Exons: 1
Coding region: 25-969 (314 amino acids)
Source: RefSeq, a predicted model, not a curated record